CCUGCCCCUCCUACACCCUUCCCGACAUGAGCAGCGGCGACCCAGCAUCUAAUCUCCUCCUCAAUGCAGUGCUACACUGAAGUGGCCCCGCCGACGGCCGUCAGCCACGCCCUUCACCUCCCCUUCCUCGCCCCGAAAGCCAACAAUCUGAUCGUUGUAAAGAAUUCCCUCCUUCAGAUCUUCGAACUCAAGUCUACCGUCACCGAGGUCUCUGUCGCCGGUGAUGGGGAAGCAACUAAUGUGUCCCCGGUCUUCAACUCCGAGGUCGCAGACGUGCCCUUCCAUCGCACUGAGCACACGGCAAGGCUUGUUCUUGUCGGCGACUUCCCGCUUGCCGGCACCGUCACGUCACUUGCACGCGUCAAGGUGCUGGGCACAAAGUCCGGGGCGGAGGCGUUGUUGAUUGCAUUUCGGGAUGCCAAACUCAGCCUAGUGGAGUGGGACCCAGAGACAUACUCUCUCCAGACGAUAUCAAUACACUACUAUGAAAAGCCAGAACUCUCUGGAGCGCCAUGGGAUGCAGAGCUGAAAGAUACAUAUAACUUCUUGACAGCAGAUCCCAGCAGUAGGUGCGCUGCCCUCAAGUUUGGCACCCGCAAUUUGGCCAUUCUGCCCUUCAGAGAGCGCCAUCUGGCCGAGGACGACUAUGGUUCGGAUGUAGAUGGCAUGCGGGAAGACAAAUAUGACCAUGCAAACGGUGCCAAUGGCGAAGAAGUGCACAAGACGCCCUAUCACUCUUCAUUUGUGCUGCCAUUGACUCUUCUUGACCCUGCUCUGACCAAUCCUGUCCACUUGGCCUUCCUGUACGAAUAUCGUGAGCCCACGUUUGGCAUCGUUGCAUCGUCGCGCGAGACUGCGCCUUCAUUGCUCACUGAACGAAAAGACAUCCUCACCUACACCGUCUUCACUCUCGAUCUCGAGCAGAAGGCUUCUACCACUCUACUAUCUGUUACCGGUCUCCCAUACGACAUUUCCAGAGUGGUUCCGCUCCCUCUACCCAUCGGUGGCGCGCUUCUGGUUGGUGCUAACGAAAUCAUCCACGUCGACCAGGCCGGAAAGACAAAUGGAGUGGCUGUCAACGAGUUCUCGAAAACUUGCACCGCGUUUCCUCUAACAGAUCAAUCAGAUCUGGCAUUGCGACUCGAAGGCUGCAUGAUUGAGCUUCUUUCCCAAGACACUGGUGACGUUCUCAUCGUCUUGAAUAACGGCAGGCUAGUCACCCUGACUUUUACUUUGGAUGGGCGGAAUGUGUCAGGCAUAACCCUUCAACCGGUUGCUGAGCAUCAUGGUGGCCAUGUACUGAGUUGCAGGGCGUCGUGUGCCACAAAUCUCGGUCGCGGCAGGAUAUUUGUUGGGAGUGAGGAUGCUGAUUCGGUUCUGCUAGGAUGGACGAGUAAAGGUGGCCAGUUUGGAAGGAAGCGGUCGCAGGCUGACAUUCCUACAGAGGAUGCAGAUAUGUCACUUGAUGAAGAUGAGGAAGAGAUGGAUGACCUAGAUGACGAUCUCUAUAAUGACACAACGAGCACUGUCAGGAGGAUUACUGCCGUGGCCGCUGAUCCUACCGCUCCUGGGAGUUAUACCUUCCGAAUACAUGACGUCUUGCCGAGCCUUGCUCCGAUAAAGGAUGUCAUUGUUCACUCGGCGAGUGAGCAGCCUUCAACACAACCUCAUAUCACAGGUGACCUCCUCGUCUCUACUGGGCAAGGCAGCGCUGGUGGUGUUACUGUACUCAACCGUGACUUGAUUCCGACAAAUCUAGCAGAGUCGACAUUAGCCUCCGUUCGAGGACUCUGGACUGUACACGCUAAGAAACAGGCACCUAAAGGAAUGAUCAUGGAUAUUGGGCAGGAUACUGAAGGCAACUUGGCGUCUGAUGCCGAAUACGAUGAAUACCUCGUCGUUUGCAAAGCCGGCUCCAACGGCAAUGAAGACACCGUUGUCUAUGAAGUGAAUGGCAAUGAACUCAAAGAGAGUGCCAAGGGUGAUUUUGAGCGUGAAGAUGGAUCUACUAUGAACGUGGGCGUCCUCGCCGGGGGAACAAAGGUCGUGCAAGUCAUGCAGAGUGAAGUGCGAACGUACGACUCAGAACUUAACAUGGAGUUGAUUCUUCAGAUGGAAGAUGAGGAGAACGGUGCCGAGCUACGAAUCAUCAACGCAAGCUUCGCAGACCCAUACCUGUUGGUCUUACGUGACGACUCAAGCGUGAAGCUAUUCAAGGCGACCGGAAGUGGAGAGUUGGAGGACGUCGAGUGCAGCGGACUGUCCUCAACCAAAUGGCUUUCCGCCUCGCUCUUUAAAUUGUCUUCCUUUUCAGAAGUUUUCGCGUUUUUAUUGACUUUCGAAGGAGGUCUGCAAGUGUUCGCAAUGUCUGACCUGGAAACACCUGCAUUUGUCGCCGAAGGUUUGGGGUUCCUUCCUCCUCUCUUAACAGCUGAGUACUCCACCCGACGCUCUUCGGCAAAAGCAACCCUCACGGAAAUCCUGGCAGCGGAUUUGGGUGAUCAGACGUCGAAAUCGCCUCACUUAGUGGUUCGGACGUCGACCGAUGACCUUGUCAUCUACAAAGCCUUCCAUUACCCAUCACGAGCCAACUCGGAUCCCUGGACCAAGAAUUUGAGAUGGAUCAAACUUCCGCAACCGCAUCUUCCUAGAUAUACCGAAGAACCAGCCCUGGAUGCGGAAGAUGUCGGACAAGAAAACACAAUGGUUGCUUUGGACAAUGUGAAUGGAUACAGCACCGUAUUCCGGCGAGGUGCAUCGCCAUCCUUUAUUCUGAAAGAGUCGUCAAGCGCUCCAAGAGUCAUUUCGCUCAGCAGCAAAGCUGUCAAGGGGCUUACCCGAUUUCAUACUGUGGGUUGUGAGAGAGGAUUCGCGUAUAUUGACGUUGACGAUACGCUCCGUAUCUCCCAACUACCACCUCAAACUCACUACGGACAUUUGGGAUGGGCUGCGCGCAGAUUUCCUAUGGGAUCGGAUAUCUAUGCAAUGUCGUACCACCCAAGGGGUGUAUACGUCAUGGGAACAGGGGAGCUGCAUGAAUUUACUCUUCCGGAAGAUACGUCUCAUAGCGAGUGGGCUAGGGAGGAUAUCACGUUCAAGCCACAUGUUGAACAAGGUGUCCUCAAGGUAUUCGAUGCUCAAACAUGGUCGAUUAUCGACACUCACAUCAUGGACCCGCAAGAGAGAAUCCUCUGCGUCAAGACGCUGAAUCUCGAAAUCUCAGAAUCAACACACGAGCGCAAACCGCUGGUUGCAGUUGGUACAGCCAUCACGCGUGGCGAAGAUCUGGCUACAAAGGGCUGCAUACGCAUCUUUGAAGUUAUCACCGUUGUCCCAGAGCCCGGUCGACCCGAGACAAACAAGAAACUGCGGCUUAUUGUCAAAGAUGAAGUGAGAGGUGCCGUUUCUGCGAUUUCAAGUCUUGGAACCCAGGGGUUUAUGAUCAUGGCUCAGGGGCAGAAAUGCAUGGUGCGGGGGUUGAAAGAGGAUGGCACUUUGCUGCCGGUGGCGUUUAUGGAUAUGCAGUGUCAUGUUACGUUGUUGAAGUCACUGGGGGAGACGGGUAUGCUGUUGAUGGGGGAUGUUUAUAAAGGGCUUUGGUUAACGGGAUAUACGGAAGAGCCGUACAAGAUGAUGCUCUUUGGCCGAAGCCGUACACACCAAGAAGUCCUCGCUGCCGAAUUCUUGCCAUUUGAGAAGACACUGCAUUUCAUUAUCGCUGAUGCGGACAUGAAUCUACAAAUCCUAGAGUACAAUCCUGACAACCCCAAAUCAAUGGGGGGCCUUCGCCUCCUCCAAAAAUCCACUUUCCACACAGGCCAUUUCCCAACAACAAUGACACUCCUCCAAUCCCGCAUCUCCCUCCCUUCAACCUCCGACUUCCCUGCCCCCUCCCUCGACAGCGACGUGAUGGACACUUCCCCCUCUCCCUCGUCCUCAUCUACCCCUUUCCAACAAAUCCUGGAAACAACCCAGUCUGGAACCCUGGCCCUCAUAACCCCCCUCAGCGAAUCCUCGUACCGUCGCUUAUCUGGCCUGGCCACUUUCCUUGCGGCGAACCUCGAGAGUCCUGCCGGUCUUAAUCCGCGCUCUUGGAGGGCCGUGGAAGGGGAGCUUGGGGGUGGAGGGGGGAUGAGAGGCAUGGUUGAUGGGAAUUUGUUGAUGAGGUGGGGGGAGCUAGGAGCGGGAAAGCAGAAAGAGGGUCUGGGGAAGUAUUCCCUCAGGUUCUACCGACCUUCCCAUGAUCCAGUCCUCUUCCUCGUCAUCUAGGACUGGAUAUCAGCUCGAACAAUGUUACAUAUAGAGGACAUGCAGAUGUAAUCUAUGUGCGUAUACGGUGCAAUGUAGUGCAGGGGUAAACCCAACUCGACCACUUUCAAACCAACUCAAUCAAUGUCUCCUAGUCGCUUGCUCGCUCAUGCAGACUACCUAUUCUACCGCACGAAUACCCAAUAAACAGCCCUGAGAACAAAAUCGCCUAAGCGCAAAAUCCUCCGUAUAUGCAUACUUUUGCCAUAUCCCUACUCCCCUAAUCCCCUUUUUCCU
Lindgomyces ingoldianus is the source of this 4545-nucleotide messenger RNA. Its product is annotated as protein CFT1. The record is from RefSeq and is a predicted model, not a curated record. Bases 64 to 4269 code for a protein of 1401 amino acids. The transcript has 4 exons. Gene Ontology annotation, cellular component: nucleus; mRNA cleavage and polyadenylation specificity factor complex. NCBI's taxonomy places the organism in Eukaryota, Fungi, Ascomycota, Dothideomycetes, Pleosporales, Lindgomycetaceae. Gene Ontology annotation, molecular function: protein binding; nucleic acid binding.